GCGCGUCACCGCGGAGAGGCUCCUCGUUGUGUCGGUGGCGAGCGGGCUGGCUCCGUGCAGCACUGUUAUUAAAUAAUCAUAUAUUUUCAUGGUUUUAUUAUAAUUAUUUCGUUUGCUCCAGAGAUCAGGAGCAAAAAUAUAUAUAAAACGCGGUGGCAUGCGCUGAAGGGACCGUGCAUGUGUCCGCUGCAGCGAAACCCGCCCGCUUAACCGACUCUAAGACCUCUGAGAUACAGCGAGAUCGCACCGGCGAGCCUCCGGUUUUGCACCCGCGGUUACCGGCCGAGCCUCCUCCUGCACGGCAGACCCGGGCAUCCCCGGGCAACCCCGCUGCCCGCCGGGUCAUCCGAGCCACGGUUACGCCCGGCUGACCCGAAGCCCCUCGGUUCGUUGUUCGGGAUUCCCCCGGUGAAUAUAUAAGUCUUUUUUAUUUUUAUUUUAUUUUUUUUUUCCCUCGGUAAGAAGAUGCGAGCCCUGAACCGAUCCUGAUGGCGGCCGAUCCAGGAAAGCUGCAGUCGGCAACGGGGCAGAGUAAGCGAGCAAAAGCAGGUCUGCAGAUGAAGAGUCCGGAGAAGAAGAAGAGGAAGUCUAAUGCGCAGAGCGCUGCAUUCUCCCACCUCUCAGAGUUCGCUCCCCCCCCCACUCCUAUGCUGGAUCACCUGGUUGCCUCAAACCCCUUCGAGGAUGACUUCGGCCCUCCAGCCCGCGGGGGCGGGAUACCCCAGCCCGGCCCCCCAAACCAGGGGGGCCCGUUCAUGCACAGCCCUGGCUCCGGAGGGCCGGGGGGUUACGGGGGAGGGAUGAGGAUGCCCGGCGGUCCUGGGGGGCUGCCCUUCGGCGGGGGUCCGCAGCAGCAGAUGAGGAGACCCCCUUUCCCUCCGCAUCACCAGAUGGGACCUGGGGGGUUCAAUUUGGGGUUUGGGCAGCCUGGAGGGGGAGGAGGAGGAGGAGGAGGAGGAGGAGGGGGCGGAUUCCCCCCUGGGUUUAACAUGCCCCCCAACUUUAGCCCCCCGGGCCCCAUGCACCCCGGGCCGAUGCACCCCAUGCUGUCUCCAGGACUGGGAGGAGGGGGGCACCCCAGGUUUGGGCCCCCCCAGCCAGGGGUGAUGGGACAGGGGGGGCACCCUUUCAACAGCCCCCCGGGAUCCAGACAGCCCCCGAACGCCAUGGGGAACAUGGGCAGCUUGGCAGGCAUGGGGAGUAUGGGGGGAGGAGGGGGGAACCUCAAUAACAUGAACAGCACCGGCAGCCUGCCGCACCCUUUCUCCAAUCCCGACGCCCCCUAUCCUGGACCGGGCACCCCUGGGGGAGAAGGCAGAGGAGUCGGGGGAGAGGACCCCAAAAAUUUCCACAACGCUCCCCAACAGCAGCAGUCCAGCCACCCAGCCCCUCCGCCACCCCCACCCCCUCCUCCCGCCAGCGCUCUGGGUGGAAGCUUUCCCAGUCACCAAGGACUUCAUCCGGACCAGCCCCCUCCCAACGCCUCUCCGCCUGGCUCGGGAUCCGUCCCCGGGCCUGUGAACGGGAGCCAACCCCCCCAACAGCCAGCCGCGCCGCAGCUGCACCAGCCCCCCACCCUCGGCUCUCAGCAGCCGCACACCCCAGGAGGAGGGGGGGCGUUCAGCCAGCACAACAGCGGUGGAAACGCAGCCUCGAAACCUGCAUCCUCUUCAGCUCCUCCUCCUUCAACGACUUCCGCGUCCUCCUCUGCUGGGGCUACGAGCCAGCAGGACCAGCCCCCCCAGCUUCCAGCCCCCCCUCCCCAGGGGAGCCGCUCCAAGCCGGGGGCCCCAGCGGAGUGCCCCUGUGGCUUCUGCCUGUCGGAGGUUCACGACGACCAGGACGCCAUCCUGUGCGAGGCUUCGUGCCAGAAGUGGUUCCACCGGGAGUGCACGGGCAUGACGGAGCCCGCGUACGGGCUGCUGACCAGGGAGAGCGCCGCUGUGUGGGCCUGCGACUUCUGCCUCAAGAGCAAGGAGAUCCAGUCCGUGUACGUGAGGGAGGCCGUGGGCCAGCUGGUGGCAGCGAACGAGGGCUGAGCCCGCUGGGCAGUCUGGUCCAUCCCUGGUUAUACUCCGAGUUUAAUCAGACAUGCCUGAGGUGUUGCCUACACACCCAUCAAGAUCCUGUUAAAUAAAACUCCGGGUGCAACUGCUAAGCCAGGGAUGAGAAUAAGACUCCCGCUGCAUAGCAGUCUGAUCCAUUCCUGGUUUUCACUUCAUCAGACACACCUGAGCUUGUUACCCAGACACACUGGGGGCUGAUCAGGCUGGUAGUAAAACCUGGACUGGGUGACACUGCUGUGCAACAGGACCGUUGACAUUCUCAGGAGUUCAGAUAAGGUUUAAUGUCGUCAGCAAGAACUGCGUUCCUGGAAAAUGUUUUGUCGAGAGACAGAAUAACGAACCACGACCAGCCUUUUCAGUUUUUGAAAACUUUUUUUUUUUUAAAAAUUAAAAACAAGGAAGUGUUUGCUUUUUUGUUUGUUGUUUCUUUAUUAGUUUCAGUUCCAAUGCUGCUGUGUUUAACUGCAGUUGCAGGUAAUGCUGCACGAGUUACACUCAAAAGUUACAAACAGCUGCCCACGUCAGCAUGCUUGCUGUGUGUACUGUAAAUAACCCAAGUGAUAGUUGCAGCUACAAAUACAGAAAUGCACUGUACAACUUUGAAUUUUCUCAAAAUGAGGUCAAAACACAAGACUAGCGAUCGCAUGACAAAUCUGGAACUGAAGUCGUGCGAGUUUGGACAGCAGAGACUUUAUAAUCGCUGUUCAUUCGGAAUUCCAUGGUUCCCAUAGCGACUGACCCCAGGUGCCGCCAGUGUUGUAAGGGUUUGGCUCUGAUCUACAGCGGCUUUUUGUGUUUUCAAUGGUGAUUAAAAUGGCCAUUCCUCCUCCCCCUCUAUCCUCAAACUGCCGCGAGCCAUUGCCAAACAGGACUGCAAACGAAGCCUCCCUCCUAGUCUACUGCCUGAACUGCGCUCCGUAGAGAGAGAGAGAGAGAGAGCAGGGUUUGAACCCGCAGCCAGCGGGACCCCCCAGAUGCUGGAUCAGGUGUUGAAUAUUGACGCUCGACAGACCUCGGAUGGAUGUGAGCCGAGACGACUUCGAGGCUGGACUGGAUCCCUCGUUGCUGUGCUGUGGAGGGGUACCGAGCUGUGAAUACAAACCGAGGGAAAUUCUCACAGCGCUUGUGGGACUGUUAGCUUUUACUCGGUGCUUGUUUUAUACAGAAGAGAAAACGGCAAAUUUUAUUCUGUGUUUCCAAUUCUGUUUUUUUGUACAAAAAAAUUAAUAAAUCAAAGUGAA
Polyodon spathula (Mississippi paddlefish) is the source of this 3307-nucleotide messenger RNA. RefSeq names its product pygopus homolog 2 (Drosophila) (gene pygo2). NCBI's taxonomy places the organism in Eukaryota, Metazoa, Chordata, Actinopteri, Acipenseriformes, Polyodontidae. The record is from RefSeq and is a predicted model, not a curated record. The transcript is spliced from 3 exons. Bases 489 to 2039 code for a protein of 516 amino acids.